AAAAGCAUUGCUUGUCAUUUAUUUCUAAUCGUUUGAUUUGUAUUCAAUAAAAACCGCAAUAAAAUGGAUGUGCGCCCAAAUCAAACAAUAUAUAUAAACAAUCUUAAUGAGAAAAUCAAAAAGGAGGAGCUGAAGAAAUCGCUCUAUGCCAUUUUCUCUCAGUUUGGUCAAAUACUCGAUAUUGUGGCGCUGAAAACACUGAAAAUGCGUGGACAGGCAUUUGUUAUUUUUAAGGAAAUUGGCAGUGCUUCAAAUGCGUUACGCACAAUGCAAGGUUUUCCAUUCUAUGAUAAGCCUAUGCGCAUUGCCUAUUCCAAGUGCGAUUCCGAUAUUGUGGCCAAACUGAAGGGAACAUACAAGGAGCGGCCGAAGAAGGUGAAGCCGCCGAAGCCUGCACCGGGCACUGACGAUAAAAAAGACAAAAAGAAAAAGCAGAUCAGCGCAGAAAAUUCAAAUCCAAAUACACAGACCGAGCAGCCGCCAAAUCAAAUUCUAUUCCUUACCAAUUUGCCAGAGGAGACUAACGAAAUGAUGCUGUCAAUGCUGUUCAAUCAGUUUCCCGGCUUCAAGGAAGUGCGAUUGGUACCAAAUCGUCACGAUAUCGCCUUUGUCGAGUUCACCACAGAGCUGCAGAGUAAUGCAGCCAAGGAGGCUCUACAAGGAUUCAAGAUUACGCCCACGCAUGCGAUGAAAAUUACAUUCGCCAAAAAAUAGAUGAAAAAAUAAUGCAACUACUUUUUUUUAUUAACCUUAAUACAAAGCUAUUUGUAAUUGUGAGACCGAAUGGCUUGCGUUGCAUUUGUGAAUGAAACGCAAGCCAAUAUUUUAAACGAAAGCCGAUUUAAAGAAUUGUAGAAUAUACUA
Drosophila busckii is the source of this 864-nucleotide messenger RNA. It is a transcript of the gene snf, whose product is annotated as U1 small nuclear ribonucleoprotein A. Bases 64 to 714 code for a protein of 216 amino acids. Gene Ontology annotation, molecular function: U1 snRNA binding. The record is from RefSeq and is a predicted model, not a curated record. Gene Ontology annotation, cellular component: U1 snRNP. Gene Ontology annotation, biological process: mRNA splicing, via spliceosome. NCBI's taxonomy places the organism in Eukaryota, Metazoa, Arthropoda, Insecta, Diptera, Drosophilidae. The transcript has 2 exons.